This is a messenger RNA of Caretta caretta (loggerhead turtle), 4697 nucleotides long. The record is from RefSeq and is a predicted model, not a curated record. NCBI's taxonomy places the organism in Eukaryota, Metazoa, Chordata, Testudines, Cheloniidae.
CUUUAAAGACUCAGCGACGCUUCUGACAAACUCUCCGAAGUUGGGAAUGAAGAAGAGCGGCUCUCAGCUCAUGGAAAGUCAGACUAUCCUCUCCCAGCUCAGAUUCUGCAAUAAAGUAUUGGGUGAAAUGCUGUCCCUGGGCAUUAAAGUCUUCUGCUUCCUACUUCUAAUUGUCACCACAUCUACCCACGCUUCGAUGGAAGUUAAUUUUGAACUUAAUUUUGAUCCAUUCAUCCAUCACUUACCUGGCAGCAAAAAUGGAAUAGAAGAGAACAUCCCAACAGACCUGCACAGGCAGAAGCGACGGGUAGCUGCACUUGGCUUUUCUCCUGUGGACUACAAGGUUGACAUUGAGAUCAUUUCUACAGAUUCAUCUCUCUUGGAAUCCCUCAAAGAUUAUUUCAAGAAUCUUAGUUUUCCAGUCAUAAUAAACACCUCAGAUGCAGCAAUGAACAUUUCAAGCCUCAAUAUUACUACAGUAUGCAGUCUCAUCAGUAAUAAUGAGACCCAUUGUUCUUGUGAAAGUGGGUACGGAUGGCCAGCUGCAGUGUGCAGUGCCAAGUCAAUCUGUCCUGGUACCGUCCCAACACAAGAGGAGAUCUGUGACUGUAUCACAGAGUUGCCUUCUCAAGGACCCUAUUGUCAGCUUCAGCCUGGAGGUCAAACCAACGUCUCUGUGUCCCCUGAGGACAUUUUCCAGGGGGAUACAGUAAUAAUGAAUUGUAAGACAUGGGUGGAUACAGGGAACGUGACCUGGUAUCAUUCUGGACAUGAAAUCUUGAAUAGCAUCCGGCAUUCAAUACGUACAAUAACUAUAGAAGAAAUUACAAAGUCAGUUCUGGAAAUUACCAGUGUUACACAGCAUGAUACUGGUCCUUAUACUUGUGUUUUCAUGAGCAGCAGUGCGGACUACUCAUUGUCAUUUAAAGAAACACAAAAUAUAACAGUAGCUCCAAUAAACGUUGUACAAUCAGGAGACACUGAAGUUGUAUGUGACGGUACCAAAGUAACGCUGAGCUGCUGCGUUGAUGGAAAUAUACAAUACUUUACUACUAACUGGAGACCAAAUAGAGCAACAAAUAUUUUGGGAACCGUCAGUUUCACUCCAAACUGUACUGAGUACACUCUCCAAGCCAAUCAGUCUCAGUGCCCAAACAAGUCUGACCCUGAGAUAACGUACAUGUGUGAUCUGAGCACAGGGCACGGCGCCCUCAGAAGCAAAGCCAUCAAAGUGACGUAUUUACGAGUAGCAAAUGUAGAAAUAUCUUCAAACACAAAAGCUCAAGUUUCUCAGGGACACAGUUUUUCUCUAACAUGCACCAGCAAAGUGAGCAAUUGCAAUAAUGUCACCUGGCAAAUCCAGUCUCAAAUUAUAGACUCGGGACUGUACCUCUGUAACUUGGAAUCCCCAAGCAAUGUGAGGUCCGUGCUCACAGUGAAGGCUGCCACUCAGGCCUGGAAUGGCACCUAUACUUGCACGUUCUUUCAGAAGUUUUUGUCAAGUUCUGCUAGUACAACAGUUGAGAUUGUUCCUCUGCCUCUGAAGCAGAAUAUUGUACGGGAUCCCAUUCAAGGAUUUAUCCAAUGCAAUGUACCUCAGAUCCUAAAGUGCUGCAUAAAUGGAAUGGAAAACUAUGUUGUUAUGUUCACAGUCCGACAAAUGGAAUUUAAGGGUGUGAGAAAAACACAAGGAAACCAAGUGUGCUACACAUACAAUUACACAGAAAGGUGCAACCCGCCGUCAGAUGUCGUAGCAUAUUGUACCUUUGUUAACCGCAUUCAAGAUAAGGUCAAAAGUUUACCUAUGAACCUAAGUAUUAUACCAGAAAAUAAAGUUACAUGCUCAAACAGCAUUGGUGUGGGACAGCAAGGAGCACAGAUAAUAAAACCAUGCCCAGACUCUAAAGAUGUGAAUGGCACGAGCAGCCCUGUCAGAGGGACUAUAAUCUAUGUGUGUAACAACACCAACUGGGAAGUUGCUAGAAAGAGCUGCAUAUCUGACCGAAUAAACACACUGCUCAGUAGUGCUGAGUCUUUAGUGUCUGGUCCCCAGCCAGCAGAACAGCUAGCCACAUAUCUUGAGACUCUUCAUAAUAUUACAAUAAAGGAACAACAAGAAAUAAACAAUUCAUCUGCAAACCUGGGGGCAGUAAUUACCAUUCUGGAUUUGGUUUCAACCAUCCCAACAGAUGCAGAUCCACACACAAUGACAAAUUUCCUCUCUACAGUGGACAUUAUUGUCAACAGUUCCACAAUACCUGCCUGGAAAGAUCUGAACAAUCAGCAGACAGAGAAAAGUUCUCUGUUACUGAAAUCAGUGGAGAGAUUUUCCCGGUCCCUCCAGCCAGCUAAUAAUAUCAUUCCUUCUAUCACCAACACCAACCUUCAGCUGCAAGGUAUCAUUAUCACAGAAAAUAGCAUGUUGGACUAUAAUAAGAACUUUACUUUCCCCAGUUCAGCAAACCUCAGCGGUAAUGUGCUAAUUAGAAGAAAUGAAACUGAGAACUUGAAACCAAACUCGACCAUCAUCACCGUGGCUUUCUCAACCCUCAAAGAUAUUCUGCCCAAGCCCAACGAGACAGGUAAGGUUGUGAAUGGUUUGGUGAUGACGACAACAACAACGAACAGCACGCUCUCUCCGGACUUCCAGAUCUCUCUGACAUUUGCCAAAAGCAAUUCUUCCCUGGAAAAGCCCCAGUGUGUCUUUUGGAACUUCUCUCUCUCUGGUAAUGCAGGAGAAUGGGAUGACACCGGUUGUCACCUGAAGGAUGAAGGAGACAAUAUCAUUUGCACCUGCAGUCACUUGACUUCGUUCUCAAUUCUGAUGUCGCCCAACCUGAAGCUGACCCAUCCUGGAACCCCACUAGAUUACAUUACCUACAUCGGCCUGAGCAUUUCCAUAGCGAGCUUGAUGAUCUGCAUAUUAAUUGAAUCCCUGGUAUGGAAAUAUGUGACCAAAAACAGAACCUCCUACAUGCGUCACGUCUGUAUAUUGAACAUAGCUGUGUCUCUUCUGAUUGCAGACAUCUGGUUCAUUGUCACUGCCUCCCUACAAGACACAAAUAAGCUAGUGAAUGGGAAUGUCUGCAUAGCUGCCACCUUUUUCAUCCACUUGUUCUACCUCAGUGUCUUUUUCUGGAUGCUUGCCCUGGGCCUCAUGAUCUUCUAUCGCCUGGUCUUCAUUUUACAUGACACUAGCAAGACCAUCCAGAAAGCUGUAGCAUUCUCUUUGGGAUAUGGGUCCCCUCUUAUUAUAUCAGUCAUCACCAUAGCUGUCACUCAACCGCAUGAUGGUUACAGAAGGGAAAAUGCCUGCUGGCUCAACUGGGAGAAAAGCAAAGCUCUCCUUGCCUUCGUUGUACCCGCGCUGAUCAUUGUGGCUGUGAAUUCAAUCAUUGCGGUUGUAAUCCUAGUCAGAAUACUAAGGCCUGCCAUUGGAGAGAAGCCAAGCAAGCAGGAGAGGAGCUCCUUGAUUCAAGCCAUCAAAAAUGUUGCCACUCUGACGCCACUAUUAGGCCUUACCUGGGGAUUUGGACUCGCAACCCUUAGCAAAGACAGCUCAAUAGUAUUCCAUAUACUAUUUACUCUCCUCAAUGCUUUCCAAGGAUUAUUCAUUCUGGUGUUUGGAACUCUCCGGGACAAGAAGGUAUUAGAAGCCUUGCUGAACAAAUAUUCAUUUACAAGAUGGAGUAUGCAGCAAACAAAGUCAAUGUCCCUGGGUGAUUCUGCCCCCGUGUUCUCCAUGAGCUCUCAAGUCUCAGGAGCACUAAACAACUUAUUUGGCAAAACAGGAAAAUACAAAAUUUCUUCCACAGAAACAACAGGUUCAUUUAGUGAGCCCACCUCCAACACAUAUUCUCUGCUUCACUGAUGUGUUGCAAAUGUUGAACCAAGAAUGUGAGAAAGGACCUGCGUCUUUUUGCAAGCCAUACAUCAAAAGAAUGAAAAAAUACUCUGAAUCAUAGAGAAGUGGAUAUCACCCAGAUUGCACUGUGCCUUGGCGUGUUUUUUAACAAGCAUCCCUUCUAUUUAACAUGUAUGGAAAGUUCAUGAUGUGGAAUGUUAAAGAGACCACUAAUGCUAAAAGAAAUUUAAAAAUAUUCCACAUAGGGUCCAAUCCUAUGAUGGGCUCCCCCUAAUCUCAGUGACAGUUGAAGGCGGUCAGCAUCAACGAGGAGGUGCUUGGCACUGUACAGGAUUGAGCCAUGAGACUACACUAAACUUCACAUGGUCUUAAUAGUUUCGCUUUGCCAAUUUUCUGAAUGAUGCCAAAUGCAUGCAUAUAUACAUCCAAGCCCUCUCUCUCUUACUUGCUCGUGUAGGGGUGUCAAGGUUCCUCCCCCACUCUGAACUCUAGGGUACAGAUGUGGGGACCUGCAUGAAAAACCUCCUAAGCUUAUCUUUACCAGCUUAGGUCAAAACUUCCCCAAGGUACAAAAUAUUCCACCCGUUAUCCUUGGACUGGCCGCUACCACCACCAAACUAAUACUGGUUACUGGGGAAGAGCUGUUUGGACGCGUCCUUCCCCCCAAAAUACUUCCCAAAACCUUGCACCCCACUUCCUGGACAAGGUUUGGUAAAAAGCCUCACCAAUUUGCCUAGGUGACUACAGACCCAGACCCUUGGAUCUUAAGAACAAUGAACAAUCCUCCCAACACUUGCACCCCCCCCUUUCCUGGGAAAUGUUGGAUAAAAAG